CCAGAGCCCGAGGCGACAGCUGGGCUGGCUUCUAGAGAGGUCAUCUGACUGGCUGCCCGGCCUGGGCUGCACACGCGCUCUCUCCUCUAGCAGACCACACAGAAGCUGGUGCCGACACAGGCAGCUAGCUGCCAGGCUAUGACGACUGCCAUCUCGCCCCUGGCACCUCUGGGCACCCAUGUACCCAAAGGAACACACACAUCAGCCCCACUGACCUGAAGAUCACUGCCAGAGACUCCAAAGGUGAAAGGUGGGCAGCAGAGCUAGCCAUACCAUGUCUGUGACCAGCGGGAAGACCAGACCAUCCCUGACCCAGGAGAUCCUCAGCCACCUGGGCCUUGCCAACAAGACUGCAGCCUGGGGAACCCUGGGCACCCUCAGGACAUUCUUGAGCUUCAGCGUGGACAAGGAUGUGCAAAGGCUGCUGAGGGCCAUUGCAGGCCAAGGUGUGGACUGCAGUGCCAUCAUGGGCGUGUUGACCAACAGGACCAGAGAGCAAAGGCAGCUCAUCUGUCGAGCCUUCCAGGAGCGCACCCAGCAGGACCUGCUGAAGUCCCUGCAGGCAGCACUCUCUGGCAACCUUGAGAGGAUUGUGAUAGCUUUGCUGCAGUCUGCAGCCCAGUUCGAUGCCCAGGAAUUGAGGACAGCCCUGAAGAACUCAGGUCCUGCUGAGGAUGUGGCCCUGGAAAUUCUUGCCACCCGAAGUGCACCCCACCUGCAGGAGUGCCUGACGGUCUACAAACAGAAUUUCCAGGUAGAGGCUGAGGAAGACAUCAAAUCUGAGACCAGUGACAUCUUGCAGGAACUGCUCUUGGCCCUGGCCAAGGGGGUCCGUGACAGAUACUCUGGAAUCAUUGACUAUAACCUGGUGGAACAAGAUGUCCAGGCACUAAAACAGGCUGAAGCACCCAGCACAGAGGGCACGUGGGUCCUCAUCUUCACCCAGCGAAAUCUCGAACACCUCAUCCGAGUGUUUGAUCAGUACCAGCGGUGUACCGGGCAUGAGCUAGAGAAGACCGUCCAGAACCGUUUCCACGGAGAUGCCCAGGCAGCUCUGCUCAGCCUAGCCUCAGUGAUCAAGAACACACCACUGUAUUUUGCUGAUAAACUUCAUCAAGCCCUCCAGGACAUCAAACCCAAUUACCAAGUCCUGAUGCGCAUCCUUAUCUCUCGAAGUGAGACUGACCUUCUAAGCAUCCGAGCUGAGUUCAAAAAGAAAUUUGGCAAGUCCCUCUACUCUUCUCUCCAGAUUCCAGAUUAAGGCUGUUUCGUCAGCCUGGGUCCCAGAGAGAAGACGAUGCAGGACAGAAUAGCAGCUAAUCCACAAUGGCCAGCCAGCAUGAGAAAUAAACCACAGGGAUUUUAGGGGCCAUUUGCUACCUGAGGUUAAUCUAACUUAUCCUGCCUGACACACUGACCCAGAAGAAAAAACCACAAAUGAUAGCACAUCCCACGUCCCACCCCUGCAUCUCUAAAAUCUCAUUACCUUGUGCUUAGUCAUAGUGCUGAAGUGGUUGUUUCGGAAAAAGACACUAAGUUCACCCUCCUUGGCAGCUGCUGUUAGCUCGCACAGUCCAUGGUAGGUCAGCUGUGCUGCAGUGGUCUCCAGGAACUGCUCUGCGAUCAGGCCUGCCGGGAGGGCACAAAAUUGGGGGAUGAGGGGCUUAGCUUCAAUACAAAGUCCACGUUAGGAAGAAGGAUCCUCCAGAUCCUUUGUCCCUGUCAAAAGCCCUAAGGAGGAGGAUCCCACCUUGUGAAAUCUCUUGAAGCCUGGCUGCAUUCAUUUAUCCAACAAAUCAUUACUGAGUGGCCGCCCUGCACCAGGCACCGCUCUAGGUACUGAAUGCAAUGGUCAAUCCCCCUGACUCUCCCUCGUGGGGUUCACACUCUAGUGGGAUGUGGUGUGGGGGAGACAGACAAUAAACAACAAACUGAAGUGGCCAUCACUCCCUCCACAUAAGAUCUACAGAAAAGAAAGCAGGGAUAUUACCUUCUGUCACCAGGUUGGUGUCACUAGAGUGCUUGCAGGUGAUGAUCUUCUCCACCAGCUGGUUGUAACUCAGUUUCCCAACUGCACUCACAGCCUCAGGGCUCUGCAUGGGCAGUGGGAUGGGGUAGUAGCCAAAUAAUUGAGAUCUUUUGGGAAAGGAAAUGAAACAAGCCCACAGCAUUGCAACCCUAUAACCAAAGGUUAUUGGGACGCCUGGGUGGUUCAGCGGUUGAGCGUCUGCCUUUGGCUCAGGGCGUGAUCCCACUGUUCCGGGAUCGAGUCCCACACUGGGCUCCCUGCAUGGAGCCUGCUUAUCCCUCUGCCUGCGUCUGCCUCUCUCUGUGUGUCUCUCACGAAUAAACAAGUAAAAUUAAACAACAAACAAAGGUUCUUGAAAUUUUCCGGGUCUAAAGAACUGACCUAUUUGUAUAGGGUUUGCUUGUAUUUGAAUGUUACCCCUCCCCCCCAAAAAAAGGUUAAAAUUCAAGGAAUUCUGCACCAGGUCCAGCCUCUAAAGCCUAUUCCCUUCCCAAGCCAAUCUAAUCCCUAACUCCCUAAACCCAUCCCACAAAAUUUGGCUUCUCUGUCAGUUUGAGCUGGGUAAGAGUCUCAUUUGGGCGCCCCCCCCCCCUCACCUGUGGAUCAACAAGCCAGCCAUGGUACAGAGGUAUGCCAAGGAGGUCAAAGAUACUGCACUCAGGAGUAUACUCAAAAUCAGAGACCCCUGUGAAUCGCACAUUGACAUCCAGCCCCGUGGCCAGCUUAGGCAACACUGUCAUCGCGUCGUCCACAUUCUAGGUUUAGAAAAGAAAAUGAUGACUGUAUCACACCACCAUGUUAUACACCUUCAAUUCACACAAUGUUAGAUGUCAGUUAUAUUCCAAUAAAGCUAGGGGAUAAAAAGGAGAAAACGAUGGCUAUUCUAGCCUCCCCUACCCCCUGACUCCUAGCUCCAGAAAUAAAAAAAUUAAUCUCAUUGCUUUUCUUCCCUCAUUCUCUUACAGGCCAUUCCAUUCCUCUCUUGCCUCAACCCUUCUUUAUCUUAUAUAAAGGAACAUAUUUUCUAGGACAGAGAUAUACUAGAAAGAAAUCAUAGUUCAAGGAACCUUCUUGAGAAGAAGGGCUUCUCUUCAUAGCUUAGGUGUCCCGAUACAAGCCUGCAAACUCCUGUAUCCCCAGACGUUUGCCUCACCUGCUGAAAAUUAAGCUGAAGUCCCUCUGACUUCUCCUGAGGCCUGAUGGACAGGAGGCAGUCUCCUACAAGACAGAACCCCUUCAUCAGCUCACCCCAACUGUCCCACAGCUGCUUCCUCUUCUUCUGGAGAAUGGUUAUGGAACACAGAUUUUUACAGCUGUAAGGAGCCUUAAAAUCUAAUCCAGACCUUUCAAUUCUUAGAGAAAGAAACAGACUCAUGAAGGUGAAAGGCCCACCCAAGGUCACACUAAAAGCUCAGAGCAGAAGUAGGGUUUCAAUCCCAGACUCCUGACACCUUGAUCUUUGCUUUUCAUUCCCCAGCCUUGCAGAGAAGCCCUGUAGACCUUCAUCCUCCCUGCCACAUCAGAGCCCCAAAUGCGCAGUUGCCCAAUAUUCUGGAUUUCUGGCUGAGUGGAAAGUGUAAGCUCUUGAACCUUCUGUGUAAUUCCUCUCCAAGGUUUAGUCACUCACCAAGAUGGGCCAUGAGCUCAUCUGAUGUAAUCACUUCCUUCUGGGGGGGCAGCUUCACCUGGAGGCAGAAAGGGUGGCCAAGGCCAUGUGUAUAUUCAGAGAGCACUGAAGGAGAAAAACAUAGAAGGACAGGGGGGAAGGGGAGGGCGUGGUGGGAAAGCGGGCUUGCAACUAGAGUGAGGGAAUGAAUGUGAAGAACUGUAAGGCAUUUCCAUUUGCCAGACAGUAGAAGAUACAAGAGUAGGACAGAGAAUUGUUUUGUUUUGUCUUGUUUUCAUGAAUAGCUUAUCUCACUUGUUCAAGCUGGAGAUAUACAGAGAAUAAUCUGGAAAGUUUUGCCUGGUCUGAGAACAGCAGGAUCAUCAAGGAGAUGGGUCAGGGAAGAGGACUCGCCCUAGCAAUUUCUGAGCUCCCAUCCAAACUCUCUUACCUUCCACUGAAGAAAGAGGAUGUUCAUGAUGGCAAGGAGAGGACAAGGGCCAUUAGUGCUCUGGGUGAUGAUGGGUGUCCGUUCUCCCUUCCAGGGGAUCCACUUUACACAGUAGAAAUCUAGCUCAGGCUGUCGGGCCCUAGGGGGCAGGGGAAGCUCCUGCCUGGAGCAUGCUCCCACUGUCUCUACUUCAGGCUGUGUCCCGUGGGCUGGCCCCAGUUGCCCUGAACUAGCAUCAGGUGGAGGGGACUCAAGGUGAUCCUGGCCCUCGGCCAGCAGCAAAGCGUGGCCUACUGGCUCCUGUUCUCCAGCUGCCCCAUCUCCAGUAUCCUUGUCCUGGGGGUGCUCAUCCGGUUGUGACAGGACCUCACGGUUUUCAGGGCUGACUGCUUCUGUAAUCCUGCCCUCACCAGCGGCUGAAUGCUCAGGUUGAUGGUGUUCCAUGGUCAGAAUAGGUCAACUGAAGGGCACCAAAAGACUUUCCUGUCCUCAGGGAGUUACCUAAUCUAGGCUUGGUAUGUAAAAAAGAGACCAAUCAAAUAAGAAGAAAGUCAUUGGGCUGGAAAGCAAAUAGAUCCAGAAAAGUCUUGUCAAAGGACUAUAGUAUGGAAGGCUAGAUAAUGUCUAUCUAGUCACUCCUGGCUACAGGGUGUAUGUCUUUCUCAGUUGGGUAAACAGAAGGGCCCCAGCCUGAGCUCUUCACCUCUAAGUUGCUGUGACCACAUGGAACCAAUGAGGGUACAGGGCUUUCAGGUUGAAAGGCAGGAUUCUGAUGGGAUUGAAGUCAUUGGAAGGAGUCAGCUUCCCUGAAACGAUAAGAUCAAGAAAUGGAAAAAAGUUGGAGAGAAAGGGAAAGUAAAAGGAGAAAGAAAGGAAAAAGACAGAGCAAGAGAUGUUAAAACUGUACAGCUGACCCCUGAACAACAGGGGUUUGAAUUGGGCAGGUCCACUAUCCGCGGACUUUUUUCAGUAAAUAUAUGAACGGUAAUGUAAAUGUAUUUUCCUUAUGAUUUUCUUUUUUUGUUGCUGAAGUAUAGCUGAUACACGAUUUACAUUAGUUUCAGUUGUAUUCUUUAGGAUUUUAAAAUAUUAUUUAUUUAUUUAUUCAUAAGAGACACACAGAGAGGCAGAGACACAGGCAGAGGGAGAAGCAGG
Canis lupus familiaris (dog) is the source of this 5241-nucleotide messenger RNA. It is a transcript of the gene ANXA9, whose product is annotated as annexin A9. Gene Ontology annotation, molecular function: calcium-dependent phospholipid binding; calcium ion binding. The record is from RefSeq and is a predicted model, not a curated record. Gene Ontology annotation, cellular component: cytoplasm. The transcript has 14 exons. Lineage: Eukaryota; Metazoa; Chordata; Mammalia; Carnivora; Canidae. The coding region runs from base 275 to 1261 and encodes 328 amino acids.